Messenger RNA from Crotalus tigris (Tiger rattlesnake), 1082 nucleotides. RefSeq names its product COMM domain containing 2 (gene COMMD2). Lineage: Eukaryota; Metazoa; Chordata; Lepidosauria; Squamata; Viperidae. The coding region runs from base 93 to 692 and encodes 199 amino acids. The record is from RefSeq and is a predicted model, not a curated record. The transcript has 5 exons.
UUGGUCACACCAAGAGGGAGGGAAAUUCUGUCCGGCGGGAAGCGAAGCUGGGAACUGCUGAUUGUAUCGGUGGGGGGCGCUAAGCGAGGAAGAUGCUGCUGGUGCUGUCGGAAGAGCACAAAGAACACCUGGGCUUCCUUCCCCAAGUAGAGAGCUCAGUUGUCAAUGAAUUUGGUCGUAUUGCUAUUGAGUUCUUAAGAAAAGGCACAAACCCUAAAGUCUAUGAAGGAGCAGCAAAAAAACUUAAUGUAAAUAGUGAGACAAUUCAGCAUGGAGUAGAAGGAUUAACAUACCUUCUCACUGAGAGCUCAAAACUCAUGAUAUCUGAGAUAGAUUUUCAAGACUCAAUACUCGUAUUACAAUUUCCUGAAGAACUGAAUGCCUUAUUACUUCAGCUCUAUCUUGACAACAGAAAGGAGAUCAGGAAUAUUUUGAGUGAACUAACACCAAAGUUUCCUAGUUAUCAUAAUCUGGAGUGGAGACUAGAUGUGCAGCUUGCCAGCAGAAGUCUGAGGCAACAAAUUAAGCCAGCUGUGACUUUGAAGCUACACCUUAAUGAGAAUGAAAAUCAAACGACAAAAAUACUACAAACUGAUCCUGCCACAUUGCUCCAUCUAAUUCAACAAAUGGAGCAAGCAUUGGGGGAAAUGAAAACAAAUCAUUGCAGACGAAUAGUGCGCAACAUCAAAUAGUGUUUUCAUUAUAGUAAAUCUGCAUAAUUACAGGAAGCAGUACUUCGAAAAGUGCAUCUGGACCAGUCAGAGCAGUAUUCCAAGAACAUAAAACAAUAUUUACUGGUUGAAGUUGAUUGGGUGUUAUGUUGAUAAUGCUGCCAGAUGCAAGUUAGAAUAACUGUCAUAAAUUUUAAUCAUGCAUAAAUAGUUGAAUAUGUGAGCUUUUUCUGUUCUAUGCAUAACAUACAAUGGUUUUUGACCAUUUUUUUCUUUUUCCAGUCUUUAAGAAUAAAACACAUAUAUUAACAUUUUGUAUGUUUUUGGUCUUCAGACUUGUUUCUUACAGUUACUGUAUUAUUAUUGAGCAAAUUACUGGUUAACGAAAUAAAACAUUUUGUCAUGCUUUAA